Diachasma alloeum is the source of this 4719-nucleotide messenger RNA. It is a transcript of the gene pins, whose product is annotated as G-protein-signaling modulator 2. The transcript has 5 exons. Lineage: Eukaryota; Metazoa; Arthropoda; Insecta; Hymenoptera; Braconidae. The coding region runs from base 291 to 2141 and encodes 616 amino acids. The record is from RefSeq and is a predicted model, not a curated record. Gene Ontology annotation, molecular function: protein binding; GTPase regulator activity.
UUGUGUUUAGUACGAAAAAAAGAGGGUGUGUGUUGAAUGCCCAACGUAUAACGCCAGAUGACGCGUAUUUGAUUGACAAGUUUUUUGAAUAAAAAAAGAUAAUUAUAGACUCACUUUAUGAAUAAACCCCGGGGUAAUCAAUAAAGUGCAACGAGGAAGUGGGAAAAAUGCAUGGGUGUGAGACGUCAGUGCACAACAGAGGAAGUUGAAUCACACGACACAAACAAGGACUCAUUGUUUUAUUAAUUGAAUAACUUUUGGUCCAUUUGGAUUGAUUGAGAGGAGUGAGCAUGUCGUACAGUAGUGCUAGUGUGGAGAAUUUGACGGGGGAGGCCCAGAAUGGAGGAAGCGACAGCAACAUGUGCCUGGAACUAGCCCUCGAGGGUGAGCGUCUGUGCAAAGCAGGCGACUGUAGAUCAGGUGUCGCCUUCUUCCAAGCGGCGAUCCAAGCCGGCACCGACGACUUACGAACCCUGAGUGCAAUAUACAGCCAGCUGGGGAAUGCCUACUUCUACCUCGGGGAUUACGUGCGAGCGAUGCAGUACCACAAGCACGACUUGACCCUGGCCCGAUCGAUGGGGGACAAACUGGGUGAAGCCAAGUCCAGUGGGAACCUGGGGAACACCCUCAAGGUAAUGGGCAAGUUCGACGAGGCGAUGAUCUGCUGCAAGCGACACCUCGAGAUAUCGCGAGAGAUCGGGGACAAGUUGAGCGAGGGGAGGGCCCUCUACAACCUUGGAAACGUCUACCACGCGAAGGGAAAGCAGGGGGGUCGGGGCCCCCACGAUCCUGGGAAGUUCUCGGAGGACAUCAGACAGUGCCUCCAGCAGGCGGUGGGGUACUACGAGGAGAAUCUGGCGCUCAUGAAGGAACUGGGGGAUUCGGCAGCUCAGGGGAGGGCCUGUGGGAAUCUGGGGAACACUUUUUAUCUACUGGGGGAGUUCCAAAAGGCCAUUUUCUAUCACAAUGAACGGUUGAAAAUAGCCCGAGAGUUCGGUGACAAAGCAGCGGAGAGGAGAGCCAACAGCAAUCUCGGUAAUUCCCACAUUUUCCUGGGGGAGUUUGAGAAAGCUGCUCAGCAUUACAAGAGAACCCUCGUCCUUGCUCAGGAGCUUGGAGAUCGUGCUGUGGAGGCACAGGCGUGCUACUCGUUGGGUAAUACCUACACACUUCUGCGGGACUAUUCCUCGGCGAUUGAGUACCAUCUGCGUCACUUGGUCAUUGCCCAGCAAUUGAUGGAUCGCGUGGGCGAGGGACGUGCCUGCUGGUCCCUCGGUAAUGCCUAUUCAGCGAUGGGUAAUCAUGAGAAGGCACUUCAUUUUGCCACUCUUCAUCUCGAUAUCUCCAAGGAACUCGGGGAUCCGAUGGGACAGGCAACUGCGCAGAUUAAUGUUGCGGAUCUGCAGAAGAUACUGGGGAUGGAGAACAAUGAGAAGGAGAAUGACAAGGGGAAUAAUAAUCCCAAUUCUGGGAACAGUGUGGCUGCCUCGUCACCUGGGAGGUAUCGACUCAGGAGACAGAGCAUGGAUAAUUUGGAUCUCAUCAAGUUGACUCCGGAUGGGAAGCAGAAGGAUAUUGAGCCACCACUAGCUCGAGCUGGCAUCGCCCCCCAGCCCUCGCAAGAAGAGGAGGAGGAGGAAUUCUUCGAACUCCUCACAAGGUUCCAGUCUGGGAGAAUGGAUGAUCAACGCUGUGUCCUCAAGACUACCAAGAAGAUGAGGACAAAGGCACCUCCACCAGACAAAGAGAAAGACGGUGACGACCUAUUGGAGUUAAUCGCUGGAAUGCAGAGCAAACGAAUGGACGAGCAGAGAGUGACCCUCCCCUAUCUCCCAGGUUUAAACACAAACCCAAAGACCCAAGCGGCCAUGAAGACCCCAAUGCGAAAUCCUCAGGACGCUGACGAUUCGUUCAUCGACAUGCUCCUGCGUUGCCAGAGCUCGAGGCUGGAGGACCAGAGGAGCCCAUUGCCAGCAGCAUCGACAGUUCAGGACACCGAGGAGGAGCAGAACCAAAGAGCAAAUGGUGCCACUCGGUCAGGCACAACUGUCCCUGAGGAGGACCUCUUCUCUCUCAUCCAGCGGCUACAAGCUGGUCGCAUGGAGGACCAGAGGGCCUCGGGACCCAGCAAAAAUCACUGAAUUCGUCUGCAAUAAUUUCACUCGUUUAUUUAUGAUUAGGGUCUUAAAUUUAAAAGUGCCAAUCUUAUUUCAUCUUUCAUGGUUGAGAGUGAUGGACUAGCCCUGAAGGGGAAUAGAUUAGGGAGUAGCAGGACAUGUAUGACAAAUUUUACGAGAAAAACUUUUUUUUCUGGAGAAUUUUAAGAAAUUUUUAUGAGAACUACUUUAGGGAAAAUUUUUAAAAAAUUUUGUUUUUUUUGUGUCGUUUUUUGCGAAGGAACAGCUGGACGUAUUUUUCAUAUAUAUAAUUCAUUAGAAAAUUAUUUCAAAACUGUGAAAAAUAUUGAAAUUCUUUGAGGACAAACUCAGAGGAGUUUAGAAGAAUGAGUCAUAUACACAAAUUAAGAUCCAUUCACUUUUUUUAAGUGAAAAAUUUAAUAGAAAAACAUUUUUUCUACGAAAUUUGGCAAAAAUUCUGUACGAAUUAGAGUGUUUUUUCUCUGUUUCUCCAUAUAAAUUUAGGAUGAUUUAAAUAAAAGAUGAUUUAAAUGUAUAAAAAUUCUUAGAGUACAAAUACAGGAAUUUAGAAGAAUGAGUUAUAUAUCAAAAUUAAAAUCCAUUGACUUUUUUCCUUCCAAAAAUAUUUAUUCAAAAAUGAAUGGGUCAAGUGAAUAAUUUUCAAUGAAAAUCAGCGCAAAAAAAUACUAAAUUUUUAAUAAAAUUUCAAUAGAAUUCGAGUUCCCAUGGAAAAAACUUCGUGCAGUGAAAAAUUUAAUAGAAAAACGUUUAUUCUACGAAAUUUUGUCGAAUUGCUAUGAAAUUUCGGUAGAGUUCUGUUAAGAAAUGCUGUUGGGUUUUAACAUCCAUUUUUUGCUAGAUAUUUGAUGGAAAAAAUUCAUAAAUCUUGAUAUUUCUAGAAGAAUUAUACUGUACUUUCAUUGUUUCUCAUUACAAAAUUCGAAAAAGUGAAUGGAAACUUGGAAAAAUCUUGAAGGAAAAAUUACCCUUUGUUGAUUUUUUUCUGUCCAAAAAUAUUCAUUGAAAAAUGUAUGCCUCAAUUGCACAGUUUCCAAUGAAAAUGGAAAUCACCACAAAAAACAAAUAGAAUUUUUAAUAUUUAAUAGAAUUCUUAUUGAGUUCCAAUAGAGAAGCUCUGCGUUUUCCAAUUAAAUUUUUUCUUACGUGUGAGUUCUUUCUAAUUCUUUCGUGCAACUGCCAACUACCCCAGAUGGAUUUUCAGAAUAAAAAAUAAUUAAUUUCUCGAAAUUCAUUAUGUCACAAUUUCAUGCAUGACAACAUUAAAUCGAAAAUUAUAGCUUUUGCUAUGCAGUUCUAUCCGAUUCUGUUGGUUUCAUGGACUAGAAAUAUUCAAUAGGAGAUAAAUCGAGUGACUUUUCAUCAGAUUUUUCUCUGUCGAUUAUUUUACGCGAGAUAUUCUCCAAUGAGGAUUUUCUACUGAUUAAUUUCGUCUGUGAAAUCACAAACGCAGUAUUCUGAAAGACUUGAGAACUGAUUAGACUUAUUUUCACUCCCUCCUAGGAUGCAUUAUUUUCCAAUGGAUGCGAGAGCGCAAGAUGUAUUUCUAUCGAAUGAAGAGUAAAGACAGGUCAUUGAUGGAAAACGCGCAAUUCCAUCCAUUUCUAUCUCAAAUAUCACAGCAAUUAAGGAGGAAAAUAAUGAGAGGAGGCAUAUUAAUCGUGCCACCAGAAAUUAUGAAGAUAUUGGAAUGAAUAUUACUAGAUUCUUAUUGUUAGAGAGAAUUUACAUAUUUAUUAUUGAAAAUUGUGGAUACUCUACUCUUGUAAUUGCCCACAUUUCCUCUGAUGUUCGAAAUAUGUUCUCCUUGCCAAAUGGAUUUUUUACUGCAUUAAAUGAUCUGAAAUGUUCUCCAUUUGCCGCUCAGUUUAACAUAGCCCUGCAGAAGCGAUGGAUAAAUUUCAUGAAUGUUUUAUUUUACAUUUGACAGUGAUUUGCAAAAAAAUUUGAGGGCAAAACCUGUCAAUUUUAUUGAACUUUUAUUAAAAAAUUCGUUGCGGUUUCGUCGAUUCUAUUGAACAAUUUGGCAGCUUUCCCACGAUUUUUGCAGAUAGAAAUGUUUAACAGAAAAUAUUUUAUAGAGGUAAUCAAUCGAUUUUGAUGUUUUUAUACAAUUUAUUCUGUUGUGAUUUUUUCUGUGAAAAUUAAUGUGGGGAAUUUUGUAUAGAAAACAUCUGAAUGGGCUGUCUCUAUAAAAUACUUCUUAUUAAAUAUUUUUUAAAGAAAAAUUGUCGAGAAAUUGAAUACUUUUUUGGACAAAACGACGAAAAACUAAUGGAAUUUUCAAUAGAAAUCCAAUUAAAAAAUUUUCGAUGAAAUUUUCUCCUCCCUUCUGCUAACUUUAAUUAUUAAAAUUCCUACGAAUGUUUAUUUACCGCUAGAAAUGAUAUAUUUUCGCAUAAAUUUAGAUAAUAUUUUUUUAGAAGACUUUACAUAACUACAGGAACAGUAUCAAUCAUUUACAAUUAUUUUAUAUUAUUGAGUUGUAAGCGUCAUUAAAUUGACGCUAUGUAAAAGCGACCUAUUUCCUAGAAAAAAAAAAUAUACUUUUUUCUUAAAUAAA